Molecule: messenger RNA, 483 nt
Organism: Trametes versicolor FP-101664 SS1
Lineage: Eukaryota; Fungi; Basidiomycota; Agaricomycetes; Polyporales; Polyporaceae
Product: cytochrome P450
Exons: 3
Molecular function (GO): monooxygenase activity; iron ion binding; heme binding
Source: RefSeq, a predicted model, not a curated record
CCCAACUUUACAGACCGGGACCGCCUGCCGUAUGUGACUAAGAUCAUAAAAGAGAUCGUGCGGUGGCACCCACCAGCGCCCACCGGCGUUUUGGCUCUUCGGAUCCCGCAUCUGCUGAAAGAGGACGACGUAUACUGGGGUUACCACAUCUCGAAGGGGUCUAUCGUGAUGGACAACGUCUGGGGGAUUACGUACGACCCAGCAAGGUAUCCAGACCCGUCCGGAUUCAAGCCCAAGCGAUACGUCACCGCGGACAGCACCCUCGACUGCAGCACAAACGACCCGAGCCGAUACGUUUUCGGCUUCGGUAAACGCGUGUGCCAGGGAAAGCUCCUCGUAGAUGACUCAACGUGGCUCACCGUCGCGCAGUUCCUCGCUGUCAUGACGGUGAUAUUCCCCGUCGGUGAUACACCGCCGAAGGUCGAGUUCGUAUCUGAGGUCACAUCGUGCAUCUUCUCCCAGAAGCUCUGCCGUAUCGAUUGA